GGAGGGGAGGAGCUGGAGUGGGGACGCCACCGUAACAUUCCCACUCAAUCUCUCCUUCUCUACAGACGAGAAAGCAAGGGCAUUGCUCCAGUUACACACCGAAUCGUCUUGGGGUUUUUCCUUCCCCCCUCCCCAACCAAUCAGCUCCAUCAACUAUCACCGGGAGCUUCGGGACCGCUCUAAACCGAGGACGAGGACGUGUGCUCGGGGAAGAGGCAGGGGCGUGAAGGCGGAUGCUGCGAGGCUAAAAAAAAAAAAAAAGAGGAGGCUGUGGGUACCGAGCAGGCGUCGCCGCUGCAGCCGACACGAUGGACAAAAUGAAAUGUCUCUCCUUCCUCUUCCUUUGCUUGACAUCCGUUGCCAAUGGCAACAAAGCCAAUAAGCACAAGCCAUGGAUCGAGACGGAGUACCAGGGCAUUGUGAUGGAGAACGACAACACGGUCCUUCUCAACCCGCCGCUCUUCGCUUUGGAUAAAGACGCUCCGCUCCACUACGCCGGUGAAAUUUGUGGUUUCCGGGUCCACAAUGGCCCCUCGGGUUCCGGUUCGGUGCAGUUUGAAGCAGUGGUCCUGGACCGCUCCACCGGCGAGGGUCUUGUGCGUUCCAAGGAGCCGCUGGACUGCGAGAGCCAGCGGGAGCACAGCUUUACCAUCCAGGCCUACGACUGCGGCGAGGGGCCGGACGGCGUCAACAGCAAGAAAUCCCACAAGGCCACCGUACACGUGCGGGUCAACGAUGUCAACGAGUUUUCCCCCGUGUUCGUGGAGCGUCGCUACGAGGCCUCAGUCCCAGAGGGGCGGCUCUUUGACCGCAUCGUGCGUGCGGAGGCUCUCGAUGCCGACUGCUCCCCACAGUACAGCCAGAUUUGUUUCUACGACAUCAUCACUCCCAACGUGCCCUUUGCUAUUGACAACGAUGGUAACAUAAAGAACACGGAGCCGCUGGACUCCAAGCGUCAGCACGUUCACACCUUCUGGGUGACGGCUUUCGACUGCGGCAAGAACCGCGCUCAGGCCGACGCUCAGGUGGUGGUCACGGUCAAGCCGUCCUGCAGGCCCGGCUGGAUGGGUUGGACCAAGCGUGUGGAGUACACACCUGGCUCGGGUAGCAUCCCGCUCUUCCCCAGCUUGCAUUUGGAGACUUGCGAGGAGACCGUCUGGAACAUCCAGGCCACUGUAGAGCUUCAGACAGGCCACAUCGGAAAGGGCUGCGACCGAGACAGCUACUCUGACCGGUCCGUGCGGCGACUUUGCGGCGCUGUUCGAGGCGAGGUCGACCUCCUCCCACCUCCAUCGCCCGCAGCCAACUGGACGUCAGCGCUUCCCACUCUACCUUCCUCGGAUUCCUCUCUGGUGUUCUCCUUCAACGGGUCCAACCACGUGGCGGUGGUGCCGGACACGGUUGUCACGGGGCUGUCCGGCGACCAUUUCACCCUGCAGCUGUGGAUGCGUAGGUGGGGCACCAACGUCCAGCCGGCUGCUGCUCAGUCGAAAACGAGUCGCAAGGAAGAGGAGACCAUUGUGUGUAGCACUGUCAAGAACGAUGACUCGUUCUCUCACUAUUCACUCUCCGUGCACGGCUGCCGCCUUUCUCUCUUCUACUGGCCCGACGUCUCGGCUGCACGGCCCGUCAAGUUCUUGUGGAAACUGGAGCAGGUGUGCGACAGCGAGUGGCACCACCUGUCACUCAGCGUGCAGUUCCCUUCAGUGACCCUGUACGUGGACGGCGUGACCUUUGACCCCGCUCUCAUCCACGACAACGGCGCCCUGCCCAACCCGGCCCCCCGUCAGAGGAUGUUCAUCGGCGCCUGCUGGGAGUCGGAGGACAAGCAGAGGGAAAUAGUGAACAACAGCAUCCCACAAGUGAAAUAUGCCGGCGGUUACCACGGCCUGUUGUCCGGAGUGACGGUGCGUCCUGGCAGCGUGGAGCCUCACAGCGUGGUGGAGUGCCUGUACGCCUGCAGGGAGGGUCUGGACUUCGGAGACCUGGAGACGUUGGGAUCCGGGAUGAAGGUGCACGUGAACCCUAGCCAGUCAGUAUUAGUGCUGGAGGGGGAUGACAUUGAGAGUUUCAACCGCGCCGUGCAGCAGGUGACCUACCGGAACUCCCUUCGCUUCGCCACGCCUGGAGUGCGACCCCUUAAACUUACCACCUCUCUCAGAUGUUUCAGUGAGGAGAGCUGUCUGUCCCUGAAGCCGCUGGAAGGUUACCUGGUGGUCCUCCAGCCGGAUGCUCCUCAGAUCUCUCUGUCCGGGGUCGGCCCGCAUCUGGCUCGCCCCGCUCCCGAGUUCGAGGCCACCCGGGGCGUCGCCUUAUUCCCCGAGUUACGGAUCGUCUGUUCGCUGACUCAUGCUGUCAACACGGCUGCGCAGGGGAUGGAAGGUGGAGCGCUGAUGUCCGAUGCCGUGGCACACACUUUGGACGGCUGUGAGGUUCAACCUCUGGGCGAGGAGCUAGAUCUGGAGCGGGAGGAGCUUCUGGUCGAUAUGGAUGUCGUGCGAGAGCGGGGCUUGGAUAUCAUCAACACGACGGCUUACAUCGCCAUCACAGGUGCUGAAUCCAUCUCCGUAUACGAGGACGUCCUUCGCUCAGUCCGCUACCGACUGUCCGGGAGCUCGUCCCGCUUCGAGCGGCGCUUCCGUCUGUCCUGCUCCGAGAUGAACGGCAGAUACACCAGCAAUGAGUUGACUCUGGAGGUCAACUUCCUCCACUCCUUGGACAGCAUGUAUCACCCAUCCCACUUGAUGGCCUCCCAGCAACAGUUUCUCCAUCAACACGCAGGCGAGCUCGGUGGACACGCCUUGCCCAGUCUACAUCGCAACUCAGUUGUCCCCGGGGCCGCCACCAUCAUCAUCAUGGUGUGCGUGGCUUUUCUGGUCAUCAUGGUGAUCCUGGGCAUUUACCGGAUCCGCUCCAUCCACCGCCGGAGCGAGGAGGCCCGCCAGGCGGCCAAGGAAGGCAGCGGCCAGUGGGACGACUCCGCGCUCACCAUCAUCGUCAACCCCAUGGAGUCCUACGAGUCUCGCCUGGGCAUGUCCGCUGACACGGCGGGAGAUGGUGAGGAGGAGGAGGAGGAAGAAGAAGAGGAGGAGGACGUGGCCGAGUCGCCCGACAACGCCAACGACGACCAGCGGAUCAUUUUCAAGAAGGAGGUCCGGGACGGCAACGCCCGUCGCUACUGAGCUGCAUGUAAAACCCCGCCUGCACCGGUUCUCACGGAAACCAACACUUUUACCGUCAUGUAUGGAAUGUAUACCUGCAAAAAAAAAAAAAAAAAAAAAAAAAAACAUGACGCACAACACAUUCGAUGUAAUACGCAGCCAUACGUGACGGCGGGCGGUCGGUCCUCCACUUCGAUGUUCAGCGGCACAAUGUAUACACUCCAUGUAAUUGAUCUGCCUGAGCCACGCAAACGAUUUGUGGUGCGCUCGUUCCACGUCACAUAAUCAUAAUAACAACAACAACAACGUGUCUGUAUAGUGUGAUGCUGGAUGAAUGAGGCUGAAAAACAACACUUGAUUGUAUUUUCUUUUGUUCUUGAAUACACAAUGGGACCCUUACUCGAAUGAGAAGGCAAAGGCCCCGCUCUCCACAUGCCGACACACACGCACAACUUAUUCGGCCCGAGCCACGAGGUCUGCGCACAAGCUGUCUCCUCGCACUUUGCCAGCCCCCCUCGAUACAUUCCGCGAUGAACUUUUUGUUUUUUGCGAGACUUUCAUCAGCCGAGGAGAAAUAGGGACACACUCCAAAGAAGAAGGGAGACGAUCACAAUCGUGUCGUAUGGUUUGGAGAAUUCUGCCAAAAUAGUUGGAAAAAAUAAUUGUACGUUUAUGAGAAUGGUCAGAAUACAAUGACGAAAAGCCUUCGGUUAGGAAGUGGUUAAAAUUACUUUGUUCCUGUAAUUUUUUUUCUGAAAAAAAAAUUUGGACACUAUUCUCAUAACUUUCACUGUUUUCAUAAAAUAUAAACGUCAUUCUCAUAAUAUUGCAAAUGUUUGGCUAAUAUAUUGUAUUGUAUUAUUCUCAACUCAAUAUCUUCAAAAAGGAACAUGAAGGGGCUUGUCUAAUUUUAACUGUGAGUGAAACAGAAAAAGUCCGAUAGGAGCCCGUGCUCCCUUUACGUGUUCCAGUCAAGAGGCAAGUGGCAGCAUUUUCAUCAUACUAUUGGACAGUAUUCGUGUGGCCCCAUUACUCCUCCGCCUACAUCUUGAGCUGGUCAUGAUAGUUUAUCAAUCAACCACAAACUGCUCCUAUCUUCAGCAAUACUCACGAUGAUCUCUCAUGGUUCGGAAUCACUGCUCUCAUGCUUCUCAAAUUGACGUCUGGAAUGUCUGUAAACCACACACACACACACACACACACACACACACACACACUUCACCGCUAUCCUCCCUCUGCUGUCCCCGGAAUGUCAACUCAGCUUGGGCAGUUUUGACUUUAUUGAUUGUAAUGAAUUUUAUGUACAUACACUGAGAAAUAUUAUUGAUGACUAUUAUUGUUGGAAUGAAUUCUUAUCAUUAUAAUUGCAGCCAUGUUUCAGCACACUCGAAUAGGGAGCAGAUGGUCAUUUCCCUGUUUUUGUUCAUCGCCUAUUCCAGCAUCAAGAAAACAGUAGGAAAAUAAUACUAGUAGUUGACGUGAGGAUGAUAUCUGGCUUGAUGCCUGUGUCUUACUUUUUGUGUGUAAUAAUGUUGUAAUUUAAGAAUUUGUCAAUAUAGGAAUCACAGAGAAAAAGCAAAGGGAGGCACAUUGGUUGUGAUCCCGACAACUGUACAUAAAUGUGGCAUCGCUGUCUUUCACACUCUUUUUCCAUGACUAUUCUAUUUUACUGCUUCCAUCUGAUAUUUUCUUUUCAGUGAAGGUACAACCUGUGCUUCCCACCCAGCCCUCCAGACACUUCCCCAUCCCGAAUAUGCCCACCCCCUCCUCCCACCUCAGUGUCUCUUGCUGUCCGUCUGUGUAGCCUAUCAAUGUGCAGUACUAUUAAAAAAAAAAAUGUUCGUAAAUAAAAA
Hippocampus comes (tiger tail seahorse) is the source of this 5014-nucleotide messenger RNA. RefSeq names its product calsyntenin 3 (gene clstn3). Gene Ontology annotation, molecular function: calcium ion binding. Gene Ontology annotation, biological process: positive regulation of synaptic transmission; positive regulation of synapse assembly; homophilic cell-cell adhesion. The transcript is spliced from 19 exons. NCBI's taxonomy places the organism in Eukaryota, Metazoa, Chordata, Actinopteri, Syngnathiformes, Syngnathidae. Gene Ontology annotation, cellular component: cell surface; postsynaptic membrane. The record is from RefSeq and is a predicted model, not a curated record. The coding region runs from base 309 to 3182 and encodes 957 amino acids.